CUGCAAAAUCUUGCGGGAUCCAAAUCCAAGGAAAGUAAAAAUGAGUUUGCAUAAAAGCUGAUCCUCGUCAUAAUUUUCCUUCGAUCGAUUUCAUUCAACUGAAAAUUUGCUGUCCUUCAUUUAUUUAUCUGUCUCAUCACUCUUUGGGGGUUAAUUUUCCGGGCAGGAGAGCGAGGUGCAGAAUGUCUCACGGUCACUGUGGGAGUGGGGGUUGCAAUGGGGACCACAACCAUGAGCACGACUCACCCGAGAUGGGGGUGGAGUACUCCCUCUACACAAAGAUUGACAAAGAAAACCUCACCUGUCUCAAUGAAGCCGUGGAUGGAUCCUGCAAAACUAUCUUCAAACCUUGGGAUCAGCGACUUAACUUUGAAACGAUGGUCGACAGUGAUGUAGAUGAGGAGCUCUUAAUCAAUAUUCCAUUCACAGGCAAUGUAAAAUUGAAGGGGAUUAUAAUUUGCGCUCCAGACGACGAAAGUCAUCCUAACUGUGUCCGUUUGUUUAAAAACAGACCACACAUGACAUUUGAUGAUACAACGACAGAACCGGUGCAGGAAUUUCAUCUGAAUCGUGACCCAACUGGAUUGUUAGAGUAUCCUCUCAAGGCUGUAAGUUUUUCAUCCGUCAAUCACUUAUCGAUUCAUGUUCCGUCUAAUUUUGGGAACGACACGACAAAGUUGUGCUACAUUGGACUACGCGGAGAGUGGACGGCAGCUCAACGCUCAGAAAUUCUCAUUACAAAUUAUGAACUUCGACCAAAUGUUGCGGAUCAUCCAAAUCGAGUUUGGGAGCAGGCUUCGCACGAAAUUCAGUAACCGAUUGUGAUCACUUCGAUUCAUAUAAAUAUCGUUAUACAUAUGUACAUGUACGUACAUGUCUUUUACUUUAUGUUUGUCGUCAAAAGAUGAGCGUUUACUUAUGCCUAUUAUAAUAUAAAAUUUUAAAAUUAAAACAUUUAUAAUAUUGCAGUAUUUGUAAGCCACUAAAUAUCGUCGAUUAUAUAACAAAUUUAAUUUUAAUUAAUUGUGUAUAUAAUUUUAUGAAAAAUUGCAUGCUGUAAUAUGUAUAUGUAACGUAAUUUAUCAUGUGAAUCAAAAAAUAAACUUACUACUUUACUUUAGCGUUCACAAUCAUUAA
Molecule: messenger RNA, 1137 nt
Organism: Folsomia candida
Lineage: Eukaryota; Metazoa; Arthropoda; Collembola; Entomobryomorpha; Isotomidae
Product: PITH domain-containing protein GA19395
Exons: 6
Coding region: 183-815 (210 amino acids)
Cellular component (GO): nucleus
Source: RefSeq, a predicted model, not a curated record